CUGUUCCACAUUCGACCGGGCAACAAGUGUGUGUGUGCGUGGCCAAAAAGGAUCCCCAGUCCCGACUUUCUACCAGUUCCCAGUUAAAAGGAACCAACUUCAAAGAUGGGCAUUGCCUUGAUGUUCCUGCUGGCCCUCUACCAGAUGCAGUCGGCCAUUCAGAGCGAGAUCAUCGAUACGCCCAGCUUUGGGGGCAACUCUCUGCAGGAUGCGGAUCCCGAGGUGGGUCCUCCGCAGGACAAUGACCUGGUGGAUGCCCUCCUGGGCAACGAUCAGAGCGAGAGGGCGGAGCUGGAGUUCCGUCACCCCAUCUCGGUGAUUGGCAUCGACUAUGCCAAGAACGCGGUGGUGCUGCACUUCCAGAAACACGGCAGGAAACCGCGCUACAAGUACGAUCCUGAAAUGGAGGCCAAGCGGAGGUCCCUGCAGGACAACUUCAUGCAUUUUGGCAAACGGCAGGCGGAGCAACUGCCUCCGGAGGGCACUUAUGGGGUAUCCGAUGAGGUGGAGGGCGUGGCCAAGCGGGCCAGCAUGGAUCGAUAUGGCAGGGAUCCCAAGCAGGACUUCAUGAGGUUCGGUCGAGAUCCUAAACAGGACUUUAUGAGGUUUGGCCGAGAUCCCAAGCAGGAUUUCAUGAGGUUUGGUCGGGAUCCGAAGCAGGACUUUAUGAGAUUUGGUCGGGAUCCCAAGCAGGACUUUAUGCGAUUUGGUCGAGAUCCCAAGCAGGACUUCAUGAGAUUUGGUCGCAGUCCUGCCGAGGACUUCAUGAGAUUUGGACGCACCCCGGCGGAGGACUUUAUGAGGUUUGGACGCUCUGAUAACUUCAUGCGUUUUGGACGCAGUCCCCACGAGGAGCUCCGCAGUCCCAAACAGGAUUUCAUGCGUUUCGGUCGUCCGGAUAACUUUAUGCGCUUUGGUCGCGCUGCUCCACAGGAUUUUGUGCGUUCCGGCAAGAUGGACUCGAACUUCAUUCGCUUCGGCAAGCGCGAUAAGCCCUUGGCUCCGGAAUCCAACCUAACCAAGUCCAAUCAGGGCAAGCCGGGCGAAAGGAGUCCCGUGGACAAGGCCAUGACGGAGCUGUUCAAGAAACAGGAGCUGCAGGAUCAGCAGGCGAAGAGCGCGGAGCAGGUGACCCCGACGGAUGAGGGCAGCAUGGAGCAGGAACAGUUCUUUGGCCAGUAAAAGAGUCCCAACAGGACGCCUCCUUGUAAAUAGAUAUUGACAAAUGUACCCACGAAUCGUAAUUGAUAUACGUAUAUUCUUCCCACUUCACACGAACUCCUGAUGAAUACCUUAACCUUGAAUUUUUAAUAAAUGGGCUGGAUUAAAAAUUCACCGCGCUUUAAAAAUCUUAACUAUUAAUAUACUUAGUGUAAUAUUGAAUGCAUUGGAAAGGUGUGAACAAGUCUUUUGCCAAA
This is a messenger RNA of Drosophila subpulchrella, 1418 nucleotides long. RefSeq names its product FMRFamide-related peptides (gene FMRFa). Lineage: Eukaryota; Metazoa; Arthropoda; Insecta; Diptera; Drosophilidae. The transcript has 2 exons. Gene Ontology annotation, biological process: neuropeptide signaling pathway. The record is from RefSeq and is a predicted model, not a curated record. The coding region runs from base 106 to 1182 and encodes 358 amino acids.